AUGAGCAUCACUGACUACCCAAAAGAUCUCAUAUGUACCAACACCAUACGCCAGGAUCCAUGGAUUCUACCAGCAAUGGAAGCCAUUGCAUACGCUGUCGAAAUCAUAAAUAAAAAUCCGUCUUUACUUCCCAAUGUCUCUUUGGGAUUUGUGAUAGUUGACUACUGCAGAUCAUCAAACAUAGCACUGUCACAGACGCUAUCGUUUCUACCAGUGGCAAGUUCAAAGAAUAAAUUUACCUUGAAUAACACAAUAAACUCUUCUAUUUCUGUUAAACAAACCCGACCCUUGUCAAAGUUUACCACAACAAUACCGCCAACGUUCUUAUCGUCAUCGACUCCAUCGUUCAAGCCGAUCCCACAUUACGAUGUAGUAGGAGUCUUAGGACCUCAAGCAAGCACGUCUACAGUAUACAUGUCCAGUCUUCUCUCUGUAGCCAGACUUCCCAUGAUCAGCUACAUGGCUACAGGAGACGAGCUCAGCAACAAGUACAAUCAUCCCUACCUGUUGAGACUAGUGCCUCCAGACAAACACCAAGUCCAAGGCAUGUUGACUUUCAUUGCCGACAACGGUUGGACGUAUAUUUCAGUUGUUCACGGAGACACAACAUACGGCGAUACGGCAUUUGAAAGGAUCAAAGUUUUAGCUCCGAAGUUUGACAUAUGCUUGGCCACAUCGCAUCGAGUUGGCUCCAACACUGAUUUUGACAGCGUCAUUAAGAAUCUCCUUAGUCACGAAACAGCCAGAGUGGUCAUUCUAUUCGCCGAAACAGAUCCGAUAUUAAACCUACUGGCCGCCUCACACCGCGCCGGUGCUAAAGGACACUUUAUAUGGAUUGGAAGCGACUCUCUCAGCGAUAAAAUUAUUUCGAGGGGAAAGUAUAUAGAAGAACUUUACGGAACAUUCACGUUUAUGUACUACUCAAAACCAGUUCCUGCAUUUGAGAAGUAUUUCAAAGAGUUACGUCCAAAUUCGACUACCAAUCCAUGGUUUAAGCCCUUCUGGCAGAUGCUGGCGCAAUGUUCGUUUAGCAAUAAUACCUGCUGGUCCCAGACAAGCAUCGAUAACUUUCAAAAGAUAAGCAUUCCGCCUUCCAUAUCACUGAUUAUUGACAGUGUCUUUACUUUUGCAUAUGGUAUCCAUAAUCUGUUGAGUGACCUAUGCCCGUCGCUUGCCGGGCACGAUGCAAGGCUCUGUGUUAAUGGAAAUACACUGCUAAACUAUAUGCUGAAUUAUUCCUUCAAUGGUUUCACCAGCAAAAUUUCAUUUGACAAAAACGGAGACUUAAUUGGGAAGUACUUUAUCAGGCAAAUGUUAUAUGAGAAUGAAAGUGGCGCAAAGGAAAAUACUCGUGGAAAGUUAGUUGAAACACAAGUAGGUUGUUAUGAAGUCAAAGACGGAUCAAUCUCUUACAGAGGUCCUCUGAUAUCAUGGGACCAUUUGAAGUUUAUGUCUCCUGUAUUUAACUUGUCAGAAAGUGGUCAGAGAAAAAAGCGUCCGGAGUCUGUCUGUAGUCAUCCUUGCAACCCUGACCAGUAUAUGAUUCAAAGAGAGCUGCGAUGUUGCUGGGAAUGCGGAAGCUGUCGUGCAAACGAGAAACUGGUUAAAAAGCGCACUGCUUGUGAAAAGUGCCCACAGUUUACUUGGCCAGAUCCUGAGUCAAAUUUGACAAGAUGUAUUCCAAUACCCCCUUCAUACCCCUGUAUUUAUGAUACCAUGUCAGCCGUUGAAAUAUGUCUCGCUGGGUUGUGUACCAUCUUCCUGUGCUGCAUGGCUGCUCUAUACGUCCGUUUUCGAGAACACAGCGUUAUCAAAGCCGCCAGCCGAGAACUAAGUGCUAUUCAAAUGAUGGCCAUCUUUUGGGCUUAUAUAACAGUCAUUCUCCUGCAGAUAAUGCCGACAAAUACCGUCUGUGGUAUUAUCUACUUCCUGUUUUGUCUUAGCUUCACCUGCUUGUAUUCUCCCUUGAUUGUCAAAGCUAUUCGAAUCUACAGAAUCUUCCUGCAAGGAUCACGAUGCAACAAAAAUAUGAGAUGUAUUAGCCCACAGUCACAGCUUCUGAUUGCUGGCUUGUUGAUUACAGUGCAGAUGCUAGUUUCAGCAGGUAUGUUUCUCGUGCACCGACCAUCAGCGCACCUGUCCCAACCCGUGGAGCUGGAGAAAUUCGUAGAGCUGCACUGUGACUUCACCAUGUCCAGUCUGAUCUCUUUCCUGGCCAUCAGCUUGCUUCAGGUUCCCUUACUGCCGGACAACUUCAAAGAGUCGCGGUUCGUGUCCAUGUGUGCCUCCACAACACUGAUCAUUUGGCUAGCUGUGGUUCCAGCCUACUAUACGGCCAGUCUCAAACACACGCGCACUCUCCUUUUGUCGCUGGCUCUACUGCUCAACCACACAGUUGCUCUAAUUUUUCUAUUUGUUCCUAAAGUAUUCGCUAUAUACUACGUCGACUAUGAAACAGAAAGCAUUAGCAAAUUGUACGUAAGUCAACUGAAGAAAAAGGUCAGUUUUCCAGAUGUUUGUAAUCGGGUAAUGCCGACAUCAACAAAAGCAUUGCCAUUCUAA
Candidula unifasciata is the source of this 2562-nucleotide messenger RNA. Lineage: Eukaryota; Metazoa; Mollusca; Gastropoda; Stylommatophora; Geomitridae. The record is from the annotation of a GenBank genome assembly.